This is a messenger RNA of Lactuca sativa (garden lettuce), 372 nucleotides long. Lineage: Eukaryota; Viridiplantae; Streptophyta; Magnoliopsida; Asterales; Asteraceae. The record is from RefSeq and is a predicted model, not a curated record.
AUGGGGAAGGUUAAAUAUCGGUUGGAUUUUCCUGUUGAGCUCAGUCAAAUCCAUAACACCUUACAUGUCUCUCAUUUAUGGAAGUGUAUACCCGAUGAUUCGACGGUGAUUCCUUUGGAUAACGUUCAGUUUGAUGAGUGCUUGAACAAUGUAGAGACACCAAUUACGAUUAUUGACAAGAAGACCAAGAUUCUACGACAAAAAGGAGUGAACCUAGUCAAGGUGCAAUGGAAUCACAGGAAAGGAUCGGAAUGGACGUGGGAUCUUGAAGAAGAUAUGAUGGACUACUACCCAGACUUGUUAUUUGAAGUGGGGUUGCAGUUUGAAAGUCUAUGGAUCACAUCUGGAGCUUAUUUGGAGUCAAUACGCUAA